AUGUCACCCCUGGCAAACAUGAUAUCCACACUACCACUUGCACCAGCCGGCGCAACAGCUGAGAAGGCUAGACAUGCACUCGCUAAGGCUUCGGUUUCGGGCUCAUCAUCUACAUGCCAACCCAGUCCCGGAGCGACCAAUCCUAACCACAUGUCCAGCGCUACGCUGACUUCGACCAAUUCAUCCCCCUCCGAACUAUUGCUAAAACAAACUAGCUCGCAAGAUCCACCCGCGAUCAUCCAUUCUUCGACAAAGCUUGGCACAUCUACAGAUCUUAGGGAAUUUACUGGAUUCCCCGAACUACCCCAGGAGCUUCGCGUUAAGAUAUGGAGAUACGCAAUGUCUAGGCCGAGAACUCGUCAAGCAGCCCCACUACAUUUCCUAUCGGGGGACAUCUUAGUCAAACUUUCAGCCUUACCGCUCCUGACAGUUUGCAGCGAGUCUUAUAGGCUAGCCUGCGAAACUUACUGGCUUUCACUCGGGAAUGAUUCAAAAUAUACCGUAAACAAAGGUUAUGAUAUUGGCUCACGAAUCAACCCCAUAAACGACGUUGUCUACCUUCCUAACACCAUGGGAGGGGUCGAUGUACCUGGUUGUCUCUCGACCUUCGCCCCUACUACCUUUUGUAACGGCGUCAUGGAUCAGAUUCUCUGUAAAAUCCAGCACCCGGCAAUCGACGGACCUCGCAAUUACCUCAAUGUAGUACUUAAAUGGGACCUUUGGUUCUUGCGUCGUACAAAUAUUAAAACUUUGACACUCACACUGCAUUCUUGGGAUUGCCGUCGAAUCUCACUGCGGCAAAAUUUUAACGCGGAUUUGGAACUGCUACCACCAGCGGAUGGAGUGGUUAGCAAAGGAAUAGAGCGACACAUUUCGGAAAUUAGGGAUACGCUUCAGAAGAAUAGGCAAGGACAAACGAAUUGUCCGCCCAACCCUGAAGUGAAGGUGGCUGUUUUGUGCAUAGAGGGAAAGGCGUGUUGCAUUCCAUUUAAGGAGGAAUAA
Messenger RNA from Venustampulla echinocandica, 1002 nucleotides. RefSeq lists its product as uncharacterized. The record is from RefSeq and is a predicted model, not a curated record. The transcript has a single exon. NCBI's taxonomy places the organism in Eukaryota, Fungi, Ascomycota, Leotiomycetes, Helotiales, Pleuroascaceae. The coding region runs from base 1 to 1002 and encodes 333 amino acids.